This is a messenger RNA of Rattus norvegicus (Norway rat), 10075 nucleotides long. NCBI's taxonomy places the organism in Eukaryota, Metazoa, Chordata, Mammalia, Rodentia, Muridae. The record is from RefSeq and is a predicted model, not a curated record.
UCCUGGGUUCCCAGGCUCACGCUCAUUUUGCCACUUCCAAGAGCGCGAAGCGGGCGCGACUAUCUCUUCUGCCUGCUGCUCGCUAUCUGUCGAUGUCGAGGCAGAUGAGGAAGACUGCCGCGUUCUGCCUGCUGGCUCUCGUCCUCCACUCCCUGCCCCAACAUAUUGCUGCUGCAGGGGCCACCAGAAGUGAAAGUGUGUGGGAUGGAGGAGGAUGUCUCUCCCAAGAUGGCAGCCAGGAGACUCGGUGCUGGAAGGCUUGGAAGGCCGUCCACACAGAAAUAGCCAGGACUGAAUCCAUUGACAAUCCAGAAGCAAGUGACAUUUCUGAAACCAGGGACAUCAAUGAAGCAAAUAACACUGGGGAAUUUAAAAAAAAUACUCAAAUCAAUAGCACUCAUCACACCAGUGUCAUUAGUGAAAAAAGUGCAAGAACUCGAUUGAAAAGAACUGCUGGAACCACUGACAAUCAUGACAACACUUCCACUCAGGAAAGAAGUAAAACUCCAACUAACAGUCAGAGUGAAGUAAGGAGUGGCACUAGUAGAAGCACUUCUACAACUGGAAACAGUGCCACUUCUGAAUCCAGUGCCACUUCAGGAUCCAGUGACACUCCUGUAACCCAAGGACCAACUGAACCCAGUGCCACUAUUCAAUCCAGUGACACUCAAGAAACAAGUGCCACUACUGAAACCACUGUCACUACUGUAACCACUUCAACAGCUGAAUCCAGUGCCACUUCUCAAUCCAGUGCCACUUCUACAACAACUGCCACUCCAGAAACAAGUGCCACUACUGAAACCAGUGCCACUACUGUAACCACUUCAACAUCUGAAUCCAGUACCACUCCUGUAACCAGUGAAACAACUGAAUCCAGUGCCACUUCUAAAUCCGGUGCCACUAUUGAAUCCAGUGCCACUGCAGAAACAAGUGUCACUACUGAAACCAGUGUCACUACUGUAACCACUUCAACAACUGGAACCAGUGUCACUCCUCUAACCCCUGGACCAAGUGAAUCCAGUGCCACUCCAGAAACAAGUACCACUACUGAAACCGCUGUCACUACUGUAACCACUUCAACUACUGGAAGCAGUGUCACUCCUCUAACCAGUGGAACAACUGAAUCCAGUGCCACUACUCCAUCCAGUGCCACUUCUCAAUCCAGUGCCACUUCUAAAUCCAGUGCCACUCCAGAAACAAGUGCCACUACUGAAACCAGUGCCACUACUGUAACCACUUCAACUACUGGAACCAGUGUCACUACUGUAACCACUGGACCAACUGAAUCCAGUGCCACUUCUCAAUCCAGUGCCACUUCAGAAUCCAGUGCCACUCCAGAAACCAGUGCCACUACUGAAACCAGUGUCACAUCUGUAACCACUGCAACAACUGGAACCAGUGUAACUACUGAGUCCAGUGCCACUCCUAUAACAACUUCCACUCUGGGAAGCAGUGCCACUUCACAAACCAGUGUCAUUCCUACAACUCCUGGACCAACUGAAUCCAGUGCCACUUCUCAAUCCAGUGCCACUUCUGAAUCCAGUGCCACUCCAGAAACAAGUGCCACUACUGAAACCAGUGUCACAUCUGUAACCACUGCAACAACUGGAACCAGUGUCACUCCUGUAACCCCUGGACAAACUGAAUCCAGUGCCACUCCAGAAACAACUGCAACUACUGCAAUCAGUGUCACUACUGUAACCACUGCAAAAACUGGAACCAGUGUCACAACUGAGUCCAGUGCCACUCCUAUAACAACUUCCACUCUGGGAAGCAGUGCCACUUCACAAACCAGUGUCAGUCCUACAACUCCUGGACCAACUGAAUCCAGUGCCAAUUCUGAAUCCAGUGCCACUCCAGAAACAAGUGCCACUACUGAAACAAGUGCUACUACUGCAACCAGUGUCACUACUGCAACCACUGCAACAACUGGAACGAGGGUCACUACUGAGUCCAGUGCCACUCCUAUAACAACUUCCACUCUGGGAAGCACUGCCACUUCACAAACCAGUGUCAGUCCUACAACUCCUGGACCAACUGAAUCCAGUACCACUUCUGAAUCCAGUGCCACUCCAGAAACAAGUGCCACUACUGAAACAAGUGCUACUACUGCAACCAGUGUCACUACUGCAACCACUGCAACAACUGGAACGAGGGUCACUACUGAGUCCAGUGCCACUCCUAUAACAACUUCCACUCUGGGAAACACUGCCACUUCACAAACCAGUGUCAGUCCUACAACUCCUGGACAAACUGAAUCCAGUACCACUUCUGAAUCCAGUGCCACUCCAGAAACAAGUGCCACUACUGAAACCAGUGUCACUACUGUAACCACUUCAACUACUGGAACCAGUGUCACUCCUGUAACCCCUGGACCAACUGAAUCCAGUGCCACUUCUGAAUCCAGUGCCACUCCAGAAACAAGUGCCACUACUGAUACCACUGUCACUACUCUAACCACUUCAACAGCUGAAUCCAGUGACACUCCUGUAACCAGUGGAACAACUGAAUCCAGUGCCACUUCUCAAUCCAGUGCCACUUCUCAAUCCAGUUCCACUCCAGAAACAAGUGCCACUACUGAAACCAGUGUCACAUCUGUAACCACAUCAACAACUGGAACCAGUGUCACUCCUCUAACCCCUGGACCAACUGAAUCCAGUGCCACUUCUCAGUCCAGUGCCACUCAAGAAACCAGUGCCACUACUGAAACCACUCUCACGCCUGUAACCACUUCAACUACUGAAACCAGUGUCACUCCUGUAACCAGUGGAACAACUGAAUCCAGUGCCACUCCAGAAACAACUGCACCUACUGAAACCAGUGUCACUACUGUAACCACUGCAACAACUGGAAGCAGUGCCACUACUGAGUCCAGUGCCACUCCUAUAACAACUUCCACUCUGGGAAGCAGUGCCACUUCACAAACCAGUGUCACUCCUACAACUCCUGGACCAACUGAAUCCAGUGCCACGCCAGAAACAAGUGCCACUACUGAAACCACUGUCACUACUGGAACCACUUCAACUACUGGAACCAGUGUCACUCCUGUAACCAGUGGAACAACUGAAUCCAGUGCCACUUCUCCAUCCAGUGACACUGCAGAAACAAGUGCCACUAUUGAAACCACUGUCACGACUGUAACCACUUCAACUACUGGAACCCGUGUCACUCCUGUAACCAGUGGAACAACUGAAUCCAGUGCCACUCCAGAAACAACUGCACCUACUGAAACCAGUGUCACUACUGUAACCACUGCAUCAACUGGAACCAGUGCCACUACUGAGUCCAGUGCCACUCCUAUAACUACUGCCACUCUGGGAAGCAGUGCCACUUCACAAACCAGUGUCAGUCCUACAACUCCUGGACCAACUGAAUCCAGUGCACCUUCUGAAUCCAGUGCCACUUCUGAAUCCAGUGCCACUCCAGAAACAAGUGCCACUACUGAAACCCCUGUCACUACUGUAACCCAUGGACCAACUGAAUCCAGUGCCACUUCUCAAUCCACUGCCACUCCAGAAACAAGUGCCACUACUGAAACCAUUCUCACGACUGUAACCACUUCAACAGCUGAAUCCAGUGCCACUCCUGUAACCAGUGGAACAACUGAAUCCAGUGCCACUUCUCAAUCCAGUGCCACUUCUGAAUCCAGUGCCACUCCAGAAACCAGUGCCAGUACUGAAACCACUGUCACGACUGUAACCACUUCAACUACUGGAACCCGUGUCACUCCUGUAACCAGUGGAACAACUGAAUCCAGUGCCACUCCAGAAACAACUGCACCUACUGAAACCAGUGUCACUACUGUAACCACUGCAUCAACUGGAACCAGUGCCACUACUGAGUCCAGUGCCACUCCUAUAACUACUGCCACUCUGGGAAGCAGUGCCACUUCACAAACCAGUGUCAGUCCUACAACUCCUGGACCAACUGAAUCCAGUGCACCUUCUGAAUCCAGUGCCACUUCUGAUUCCAGUGCCACUCCAGAAACAAGUGCCACUACUGAAACCCCUGUCACUACUGUAACCCAUGGACCAACUGAAUCCAGUGCCACUUCUCAAUCCAGUGCCACUCCAGAAACGAGUGCCACUACUGAAACCACUCUCACGACUGUAACCACUUCAACUACUGGAACCCGUGUCACUCCUGUAACCAGUGGAACAACUGAAUCCAGUGCCACUCCAGAAACAACUGCAACUACUGAAACCAGUGUCACUACUGUAACCACUGCAACAACUGGAACCAGUGCCACUACUGAGUCCAGUGCUACUCCUAUAACAACUGCCACUCUGGGAAGCAGUGCCACUUCACGAACCAUUGUCACUCCUACAACUCCUGGACCAACUGAAUCAAGUGCCACUUCUCAAUCAAGUGCCACUCCAGAAACAAGUGCCACUACUGAAACCACUGUCACUACUGUAACCACUUCGACAGCUGAAUCCAGUGCCACUCCUGUAACCAGUGGAACAACUGAAUCCAGUGCCACUUCUCAAUCCAGUGACACUUCUGAAUCCAGUGCCACUCCAGAAACAAGUGCCACUACUGAAACUAGUGUUACUACUGUAACCACUUCAACAACUGGAACCACUGUCACUCCUGUAACCCCUGGACCAACUGAAUCCAGUGCCACUUCUCAAUCCAGUGCCACUCCAGAAACCAGUGCCACUACUGAAACCACUGUGACUAUUCUAACCACUUCAACAGCUGAAUCCAGUGCCACUCCUGUAAACAGUGGAACAACUGAAUCCAGUGCCACUCCAGAAACAACUGCAACUACUGAAACCAGUGUCACUACUGUAACCACUGCAACAACCGGAACCAGUGUCACUACUGAGUCCAGUGCCACUCCUAUAAGUACUGCGACUCUGGGAAGCAGUGUCACUUCACAAACCAGUGUCACUCCUACAACUCCUGGACCAACUGAAUCCAGUGCCACUCCUGAAUCCAGUGCCACUCCAGAAACAAGUGCCACUACUGAAACUAGUGUCACUACUGUAACCACUUCAACAACUGGAACCAGUGUCACUCCUGUAACCCCUGGACCAACUGAAUCCAGUGCCACUUCUCAAUCCAGUGCCACUCCAGAAACCAGUGCCAUGACUGAAACCACUGUCACGACUGUAACCACUUCAACUACUGGAAACAGUGCCACUCCUGUAACCAGUGGAACAACUGAAUCCAGUGCCACUCCAGAAACAACUGCAACUACUGAAACCAGUGUCACUACUGUAACCACUGCAACAACUGGAACCAGUGCCAUUACUGAGUCCAGUGCCACUCCUAUAAGUACUGCGACUCUGGGAAGCAGUGCCACUUCACAAACCAGUGUCACUCCUACAACUCCUGGACCAACUGAAUCCAGUGCCACUCCUGAAUCCAGUGCCACUCCAGAAACAAGUGCCACUACUGAAACCAGUGUCACUACUGUAACCACUUCAACUAUUGGAACCAGAGUCACCCCUGUAACCAGUGGUUCAACUGAAUCCAGUGCCACUUCUCAGUCCAGUGCCACUCCAGAAACCAGUGCCACUACUGAAACCACUUUCACUACUGUAACCACUUCAACAGCUGAAUCCAGUGCCACUCCUGUAACCAGUGGAACAACUGAAUCCAGUGCCACUUCUCAAUCCAGUGCCACUUCUGAAUCCAGUGCCACUCCAGAAACCAGUGCCAGUACUGAAACCAAUGUCACUACUGUAACCACUUCAACUACUGGAACCAGUGUCACUCCUGUAACCAGUGGAACAACUGAAUCCAGUGCCACUUCUCAAUCCAGUGCCACUCCAGAAACAAGUGCCACUACUGAUACCACUGUCACUAGUGUAACCCCUGGACCAACUGAAUCCAGUGCCACUUCUCAAUCCAGUGCCACUCCAGAAACCAGUGCCACUCCAGAAACCAGUGCCACUACUGAAACCACUGUCACUACUGUAACCACUUCAACAGCUGAAUCCAGUGCCACUCCUGUAACCAGUGAAACAACUGAAUUCAGUGCCACUUCUCAAUCCAGUGCCACUUCUGAAUCCAGUGCCACUCCAGAAACCAGUGCCACUACUGAAACCACUGUCACUACUGGAACCACUUCAACUACUGGAACCAGUGUCACUCCUGUAACCAGUGGAACAACUGAAUCCAGUGCCACUUCUCCAUCCAGUGACACUGCAGAAACAAGUGCCACUAUUGAAACCACUGUCACGACUGUAACCACUUCAACUACUGGAACCCGUGUCACUCCUGUAACCAGUGGAACAACUGAAUCCAGUGCCACUCCAGAAACAACUGCACCUACUGAAACCAGUGUCACUACUGUAACCACUGCAUCAACUGGAACCAGUGCCACUACUGAGUCCAGUGCCACUCCUAUAACUACUGCGACUCUGGGAAGCAGUGCCACUUCACAAACCAGUGUCAGUCCUACAACUCCUGGACCAACUGAAUCCAGUGCACCUUCUGAAUCCAGUGCCACUUCUGAAUCCAGUGCCACUCCAGAAACAAGUGCCACUACUGAAACCCCUGUCACUACUGUAACCCAUGGACCAACUGAAUCCAGUGCCACUUCUCAAUCCACUGCCACUCCAGAAACAAGUGCCACUACUGAAACCAUUCUCACGACUGUAACCACUUCAACAGCUGAAUCCAGUGCCACUCCUGUAACCAGUGGAACAACUGAAUCCAGUGCCACUUCUCAAUCCAGUGCCACUUCUGAAUCCAGUGCCACUCCAGAAACCAGUGCCAGUACUGAAACCACUGUCACGACUGUAACCACUUCAACUACUGGAACCCGUGUCACUCCUGUAACCAGUGGAACAACUGAAUCCAGUGCCACUCCAGAAACAACUGCAACUACUGAAACCAGUGUCACUACUGUAACCACUGCAACAACUGGAACGAGUGCCACUACUGAGUCCAGUGCUACUCCUAUAACAACUGCCACUCUGGGAAGCAGUGCCACUUCACAAACCAUUGUCACUCCUACAACUCCUGGACCAACUGAAUCCAGUGCCACUUCUCAAUCAAGUGCCACUCCAGAAACAAGUGCCACUACUGAAACCACUGUCACUACUGUAACCACUUCAACAGCUGAAUCCAGUGCCACUCCUGUAACCAGUGGAACAACUGAAUCCAGUGCCACUUCUCAAUCCAGUGCCACUUCUGAAUCCAGUGCCACUCCAGAAACAAGUGCCACCACUGAAACUAGUGUUACUACUGUAACCUCUUCAACAACUGGAACCACUGUCACUCCUGUAACCCCUGGACCAACUGAAUCCAGUGCCACUUCUCAAUCCAGUGCCACUCCAGAAACCAGUGCCACUACUGAAACCACUGUGACUAUUCUAACCACUUCAACAGCUGAAUCCAGUGCCACUCCUGUAACCAGUGGAACAACUGAAUCCAGUGCCACUCCAGAAACAACUGCAACUACUGAAACCAGUAUCACUACUGUAACCACUGCAACAACUGGAACCAGUGCCACUACUGAGUCCAGUGCCACUCCUAUAACAACUUCCACUCUGGGAAGCAGUGCCACUUCACAAACCAGUGUCACUCCAGAAACAAGUGCCACUACUGAAACCAGUGUCACUACUGUAACCACUUCAACUACUGGAACCAGUGUCACUCCUGUAACCCCUGGACCAACUGAAUCCAGUGCCACUUCUCAAUCCAGUGCCACUCCAGAAACAAGUGCCACUACUGAAACCAGUGUCACUAGUGUAACCACUUCAACUACUGGAACCAGUGUCACUCCUGUAACCACUGGACCAACUGAAUCCAGUGCCACUUCUCAAUCCAGUGCCACUUCUGAAUCCAGUGCCACUCCAGAAACAAGUGCCACUACUGAAACCAGUGUCACUACUGUAACCACUUCAACUACUGGAACCAGUAUCACUCCUGUAACCCCUGGACCAACUGAAUCCAGUGCCACUUCUCAAUCCAGUGCCACUUCUGAAUCCAGUGCCACUCCAGAAACAAGUGCCACUACUGAAACCAGUGUCACUACUGUAACCACUUCAACUACUGGAACCAGUGACACGACUGAAACCACUGCCACUCCCAAAACUACUACCACUGUGGAAAUCAGUGCCACUUCACAAACCAGUGUCACUCCUGUCACCAGUGGAACAACUGAAUCCAGUGCCACUUCUGAAUCCAGUGCGACUCCAGAAACCAGUGUCACUACUGUAACCACUUCAAUAACUGGAACCAGUGCCACCUCUGAGUCCAGUGCCACUCCUCAAACCAGUGGCACUUCUGAUGUCACCACCACUCACGAUUUCACCACUACUACUAAUGUUACCACCAUACCAGUCAUCACCACCACUCCUGUAGGCACCACUAAACCGGUGGUCACCACUAAGCCGGUCAUCACCACUAAGCCAGUUGUCACCACCACCCCUGCCAUCACCACCACUCCAGUGAAUUGCCUGAACGGAGGGUACUGGUCAGGUGUGAUGUGCGUCUGCCCCAAUGGCUUCUCGGGGGAUCGCUGUCAGAACAGAGUCCCCGUGGUCGACUGCCAGAACGGAGGCACGUGGGAUGGACUCAAAUGUCAGUGUACUGGCCUCUUCUAUGGCCCAAGGUGUGAGGAAGUGAUGGAGAGCGUAGAGAUAAAGCCGACGGUCUCUGCAGCUGUGGAAGUGAGUGUGACAGUAACCAGUCAAGAAUAUAGUAAUGAGCUACAGGACCGAAACUCCACAGAAUUCCGUAACUUCAAUGAGACAUUCACAAAGCAGAUGGCGAUAAUUUAUGCUGGUAUCCCGGAGUAUGAAGGAGUUAUCAUCAAAAAUCUGAGCAAAGGCAGUAUCGUGGUGGAUUAUGAUGUCAUCCUGAAGGCCCAGUACACCCCAGGAUUCGACAGCACCUUAGAUAACAUCGUCAGUAACCUGGAGACAAAAAUCAAGAAUGCGACAACAGUUCAAGUACAAGAUGACAAUAAUACCUGUUCAGCCUUACUGUGUUUCAACUCGACUGCCACCCGGGUGCAAACCAAUGUUACAGUAGUCAGUGACAAUCUUGAGGAGGUGUGCAAGAAAGAGGCUGGAGAGGACUUUGCAAAGUAUGUCACCCUGGGGCUCAAGGACAAUAAGUGGUACUGUGUCACGCCUUGUUCAUCAGGCUACAGUACCUCCAAGAACUGCAGCUAUGGCAAAUGUCAGUUGCAGCGAAGUGGACCCCGGUGCCUCUGCUUGUCCACGGAUACUCACUGGUACAGCGGUGAAAACUGCGACUGGGGCAUCCAGAAAAGUCUGGUGUAUGGGCUCGUGGGAGCCGGGGUGGCAGUGCUGUUGGUGAUUCUUGUGAUCCUCGCUGUGUUCUCCGUCCACUACAGAAGAGAUGCACAAAGGCAAAAGUCCAGAGUGUCUGAGAUGUACAGGUGGGGUGAAGAGGAAGGCAGAGCAUCUCCCGGAACCUUCCACAACAUUGGCUUUGAGCACAACGAAGAACAAGAAAACGAUAUUUCCUUGGACUCUGUGUACAGCAACUUCCAGCCCUCCCUAAGCCACAUAAACCCUGAAGGAAAGAUCCAGAUUCAGAGACCCCAGGUGGUCAUGACAUCGUUGUAAAUACUAACACAAAAACGGUUUUGCAUGGAUCUGUGGAGCUGAAGACCGAGAAGUGUGUUUGACCAAGCAUGGCGGAACACACCCUACGUUGAGAUUUCCCCAUGGAGACUUAUUGGGAAAUAGACCCUGCAGUUAGCAAGAAUGGAUACGAGAGAGACGAUGCUGGAAGCUCAGACAGUAUGGAAACUGCAGUGGCCAUGUUAUGACGGCAAGCGAUGAUCCCUACCGGAACCUCAUCCCCAGAGAUGCUCUCCUUCCCGUGGGCCCACAUUCAGCACCAAGGACAGUGCCCACCUGCUGCCAUUGCCAUUGGUAUAACAUUAGAUUGCAUUUUACAAAACACACUUCUAAGAAAGCUUACCUCCCAUCUCCAUGACAAGCACUGUUUUUAACACAGACUAUCCAUCUUUUUAAGGUCAUACUUAGUUUUAAGUUUCUCUUUAACAUAUUAAAGCUUUUAUUUUGUUGAAUUCUAGUUUACCUUAUGUAAAUAAAAGUAUAUGCUUAUUUUCUAA